This is a messenger RNA of Eublepharis macularius, 6783 nucleotides long. It is a transcript of the gene SYPL2, whose product is annotated as synaptophysin like 2. The record is from RefSeq and is a predicted model, not a curated record. Lineage: Eukaryota; Metazoa; Chordata; Lepidosauria; Squamata; Eublepharidae. The transcript is spliced from 6 exons. Gene Ontology annotation, cellular component: synaptic vesicle membrane; synaptic vesicle. The coding region runs from base 192 to 965 and encodes 257 amino acids.
GCCGACACGUGACGCGCUCACUUUCCCCUGCGAGUUUGACAGGAGUUUCGAGGGGGCUUUUUUCCGCGGCUCCGCUCGGGAGGGAACAGCAGUCGCGGUAUAGCGCUCCGCCCGAGCCUCUGAGGAGCGAGGAAAGCGCACUCCGCCGGGCUGCGGACGGACAGACAGAGCAGAUCCGACCCUCAGCAAGCAUGUCCGAGCCCGGCGCCCAGACGGCGGACAAGGAGUCCCGAAGCCCGGCGGCCCAGCUGCUUCUGGGGCUGCGUUGGGGCCGCCUGGAGGAGCCCCUGGGAUUCAUUAAGGUGCUGCAGUGGCUGUUUGCCAUUUUUGCCUUUGGAUCCUGUGGUUCUUUCAGUGCAGAAACAGGGGCUACUGUGAAAUGCAAUGCAGAUCCUAAGGAGAUGACUGCUAUCACUGUGCAGUUUGGAUAUCCAUUCAGGUUGUACAAAGUUCCAUUUGACAUGCCAGUCUGUGAUCAGGAUUCUACUGAUAAAAGGACACUGCAUCUCAUGGGAGACUUUUCAGCACCUGCUGAGUUCUUUGUGACCUUGGGGGUCUUCUCUUUCCUGUAUACCAUGGCAGCUCUUGCUGUCUAUCUGCGAUUCCACUCCCUCUACAAAGAGAAUAAGAGACUUCCUUUUGUGGACUUUUGUGUGACUGUCUCAUUUACAUUUUUCUGGCUUGUGGCAUUUUCAGCUUGGGGCAAGGGCUUGUCAGAUGUAAAAGGGGCCACUCGGCCCUCUAGCCUCAUUGCUGCCAUGUCAGUGUGCCAGCUCAAAACCGCUAUAUGCAACGCAGGGGCUACACCCUCUAUGGGACUGGCCAACAUCUCUGUGCUGUUUGGUUUUGUCAACUUUAUACUGUGGGCUGGAAACUGCUGGUUUGUCUUUAAAGAGACCCCUUGGCAUGCACAAACCACCAACAAGGAAAGCUCUGCUGAACAAGGAGCUGUUGAUAAGCAAUAAGGAAUCUGCCCUCUUGCUCCUGAAGCCUCCUCUUCCCCACCGAGAACAGACAGUGCCUUCUGUUACAUACAUGCUCAUCUUUUUUCACAGCAGUGUGGGAAAUGUGCCUUCGCCACCAUCUUUGCUGCUGUCCAGUAGUCAUGCAGGCCUCCCUCCAUGACUGUUAUGGGACACUUUCCUCUGACUCAAAUUGGAGGCCUUCUUGCGGUCCUAGACUGUACAUGGUUGCAACCAAACUUUUAUUUCAUUUGAUUUUUUUAUUAAUAAAUGUUUGGUAUUGUACAUUGUAACUUCGGCCAUAAGUCCUAGGCUUUGCAGCAGUUGUUUUUUUCACAUCUGCUUUUGUUCAGUUUAAAGAAAACUAGCAAAGCAGAAUAGGUAAGGGCAUCCAGAGAGCCGAGGCACUAGUGCUUCAGAACAUGGAUCAUCUAGAUACUUUCCAGAGAAAGCACACCUUCUCGGCAGCCAUGAUAAAAGCAAAAACAAUCUGCCACUUGACCUAGCAGCAAGAGAAGGGAGAGAAUAGAAGGAAUAUUUUUACAUUCAAUAUGCUUGAAGGAAAGAGGGCAUGAUAUUUCUCUCCAUUGCAUUGUGGAAUUGGAAUGUGCUGAAUGUCUCUCUGCCUCCUUAAAUACAAUUGGAUCAAUGUCUAGCACCUUUUGGCUGCAAAAGGAUAGGUCCCCUUGUAGACAAAGAUCUUUGGGCUGUUUUCUAGUCAUAGACAGAAGUAGAUUGUGUUCAUGUUGAGCCACGAAUUCUGAUUUGUUAGGGUCACCUGUUCGGCAGUUGCUGACUUCUUUUCCUGUGCUGUGCUGGCAAAUCCCUUUUCUAUGUGGAAGCUGCAUCUUUAGAGGGCUUUUUAUUGUCGCUCCUCUGAUGAAAAUCACAGAAAUAUGUUUCAAUAUCUUCUGGAGCUUAGUUUAUUUUUAAAUACAGCACAACCAGUGGUCCUCCUUGGGUAUCCAAUGCCCAGCUCCCAGAAUAGUUGCCUAUAAAUUUUGGGGCCCAAGAGACCUAGGGCAUUCAUUUCCUGGUUGACAAACAUGGAGCUUGUUAUAUUGUAGACAGUCUGUUUAGGACCAGCUACUGAGCCCUAUAUUUUGUGUUGUGUAUUGUUUGUUCCUGAACUCUUGUAUGCCACCAUCACCUGCUCUCAUCCCCUUUAAGUCCAAUGUGACAGUAGAGAUCUGGCUGCAGAACUUUCAGGGACUCCUGACUAAGGCUUAAUGCAUCCUAGACCUUCAAGGAAAUGCAGUGAUUUUUUUUAAAAGGAAUCGGGAUCCCUGCAUGUCCCUCUGGUGAAUGAUGGGACCACCAUGGCACAACAUUAGGAAAAUAUUAAUGUCUUCUUUCCCUGUGCCUUUAAAAUCAUCAACAACAUCAGUAAGAUACAACUUGCUAUUACAUAUAUUAGGGAAGUUAUUUGCGCGAGAGAUGAAUCUAUGACUUUCUUUUCUUUGCAGAUCAUGCCAUUGCUUGGUGUUUUACCCCAGGUCUAUUCUUAACCCUUCUUGUUUUCCAUUUCCUGAAACCUAUGUGAGUAAAUAGAGAAGAAGCUUCUAGGGCUUCAGAAAUCCUUAAAUCACCAUGUUUUCAAUUAUCUAAUUUUGGGUGGAGAAAAGUAGCGUCUUUUGAGAGUGAGAUGUGGUGGGAUGGAGGUGUCAGACCUCUGCCUCCUCUAUUAAACUUUUCUUAUCAGACCUUGUUUGGACUUGGUCUUUUUCUUGUUCCUGUUCCCUUCCUCAUUUCUAUGCUGGGGGAGAGGAAUUCUCUUUUACUGAAGGAGAAACAUUAAUGGUGCUUCAUUAGCUGUGGGACCUCUAUGUUAAGCCCAGAUUUCCUUACAGGUUUUUUGUACUUUUCUCUCUUCUUUCCUAACUUGAGUCUUGUUAUCACUGCUACCUCUGCAUCACAGAAAGUGGAAUUCUAUGGCAUUUCAGCAGUGAAGCCACAAGCCCUAAAGCAUGUAGUCACCUGAAAGGCAGCAGCGCCCAGCUUCCUGUAACUAACAACUGGUUUGAUACACCAAGAAAACUUGCCAGUAGAAAGAUUUCCUUCCAAGUUUUCAAUCCAGUAGUCUUUUAAGAUGACUUUUUUCCUGGUCAUUUUUAAAAUCCAUGUUAUUGGCCACCAGUUGUGGUCGCUUUGGAAACCCCUUUUCACAUGCUAAUACAUUGUGUGACUGCCCUUUAUAGGCCCCCUAGAAUCUUUCUCUGAAGCACUUCAUAGUACAGACAUUAUGGACAUCUAAGAGAGUAAGUCAGCCUUCCAUGUCUUCAGUACUUAGAGACAUGAAUCUUUCAUCCCAUAAAAACUGAUUCUUUUUUUCCCUGCAUCUUUUGGAGAUAUUUACUAGUAUCUUAAAGAUUUAUCCAAGGGUCUCAGCUAGUAUAAAUCAGUCACAGUACUGAGUGCUGCCACUAUACACUAGCUGAAGAUCCUUUGAAUUUAAGCUAUGGGAACAAAUUGGAUGAUGUUGCUCCAAAACUUGAGAAAAGUUUUAUGUGUGAACUAGCAGUAGAAGUAGGAAUAAAUUAGGGAGGGGAUAUGAUCCAAUCAUCGGCAAGGAUUUGUGAAAAGGGUCACUUCCCAUGAGGCUCAUGUUCCUGUGAGUUUGAGUGUCCCUGUGUGUAUUGAGAAUGAGAGAAGUAAUAUAUAGUUUAGCCUAGUAGCCUUAAAGUUGGCACUUCUCGUGUGCAGAGCAUAGAGAGGGCUGUUGUAAGCAGCUACAGAAUGCAUUACAGCCAUGGAGGUUUUCUGCUGCUUCAAUACAUUAGGUUACAGUGAAAUCACAGUCAUCCUGGAUGAUUAAUGCUCUCAGACUUCAGACUGCACAAGUAUGGUAAUGUUGCUGACACAACAUUCUUUGUGAAGGGCCCCACAUGAUACUGACUUUAGACAGGUGACUGGGGACCAGCAGAACUUGUAUCCAAAGGAGGGGCAAGGGCCAACCUCAGCUUUUAGUAGCUUUGUAUUUUCCUGUAGGUUUUUAAUGGGGUGAGGGAAGGUCCAGGCCUGGCAUGCUUGAUGUGCUUAAAUGUGCAAAGUGAUAUAUAAGCGCUUAGUGAGGGAAUUCUGUGUGGUUACUGAUGUGCAGAGAAGGGAUACUCAGAAAGCCACCGUAUUCUGCAUUAGAAAAAGCUACAAUUUAAUGGAAGUGGCUCAGUUUCCCAGCACAUAAUGCUACUGGGUCUGGUCUGAGUUAGCUCUAUCUGCCUUCUUGGGCAUUUUCUCUUCUAGUGACAGUAUGCUGCAUAUGCUUUUUUCUGGUGCUUAUUGGUAUAGCUUCUCAUAAGUAUCUGAAGAGACUGCUCUGAGGGAGAACUGGGUUUGCACAGGUUUCCUUUGACCUUGCCUACUGUAUUCCGUGUAAUCUUUUUCCAGCCCAAUUCAUAAAAUGCAAGUAUCUUCCUAAAGACUACACUGCUAUUCUGUAUAUCCCAUCUCACCAUCAGCAGGCACAGUUCUGGAGCCCCAGUUCCUACUGACUCAUCCACAAUUGGUGUGGUGUGAGUGCAUAUAAGCACAAUCGCACAUUUAAUUUGACCUCUCUCUGAAGGAUGUCUUUUGAUGUUUUGAGUUUGUGUACAUAAGAUGUACACUAGCUAGUUUGCUAAAGGCUUGAGGGUGAUACUGUAAACGUGACACUGCCUGUAGUAUACACAUUUACUUCUUUGUCCUACCCUAGUGUCCAAUCAAACCAGUUCUGCACAGUAAAUCCAACUGUACAGUGGGAAAGUUGACAACUGACAAACAUGCAGUUAUGUAACUACCACAACUGCAAUAGUGUGUGAAUUUCAGGGUGACUGGCAGGGAUUACCAAUAAAUAGUGCCCAUGAUUAGCACCACUUUUGCCAUUCCCCUCCAGUGUUCAGAGCAUUUUUGGAACUUGAAGGCUUGAGAAAUUUUUAUGUAUCUACACACAUGCAUUAAGAAGAAAAAAUGUGCAGUUCCCCUUAAGAAAUAAAUUGAUGAGACUAGAAUUUUACUUUAGACACUUUUGCUGCUCUGUUGACUUGCAUUGAAAUUCUUUCCCCGAGUGGAUAGAAUCAAUUUUUGUUUUUAAAAUGUUUUUUAUAUUUAUAUUUGUUACAAUGCACAUCUCUUUUUAAAAGUAACCUGAUUUUAAAAGAAACCUAAAUGUAAAUGCAACAAACGUGUAGAAGAAAGCCUGCACUUAAUCUCUUGAAAUGCACGCAUGAGUGCAAUGCUUCCUUUAUCUAUAAAAAAGAGAAGCAUAGGGGGGAAUCUGACUUCUGAGGUUAAGCAUUAUAAAUGACACAGUAAGUCGUAUAUGAUAUUUAUUCUUGUGGGCUUCCUACUGGAACCAAUGACUAACAAAUCACAAGCAAUAGGAUCCAGGAAAUGCCUUCCUGUAUCUCACAAUCAUCUGCUGAGCCCAUAUAGAUCAUCUUAUUCUUCUAGUGUAUUAAUACACUGAGCUUUGUAGUAUGUUCCAUUUCAAGUUAUGAAUAUUUAUCACUCUUCCAGCCAAAGACCAUGGACAGUAACUUUUCAUCACAUUGAGAAACAAAUGUCCCCCCUCCCCUAGCAUCUACAGCAUCUUCCUUCUGGAAAAAUUUGAGCACUAGUUGGAGUCUAUUCCUAACAUGUUUACUCAAAUAUAAGCCCCACUUUGCACAAUGGGACUUGCCUCCAAAUAAAGAUGCAUAGAAUUACAGGCAGAGCCUUCAAGCAAGUGAUCAUGACAGAGAGCCAAGCAGAAAUUCAUCUCUAAGGACAGAGCUACACAUUGUGUGUAGUUCAACUGUCCUUUUUUUACAGGAUGCAAUGACUAGUGCUGUAAUUUAAAGGAGAGGACUGAUGUGGAGGAGAAAGGACAAUUCCCCCCCCUUGUACCCUUAGCAAACUGUUUUUACCACUCCUGGGGGGAAAAUACAGCUUUCAGAAAGAGUUUGUUAUGUAAAGGCAGUUUUGUUGAGGUGACUUAGAGUAAAGCAGGAAAAGAUGAAAUGGUUAAAGUUCAUCUCUGCCUGCCACCUUUAAAUGGUAACCCCCUAUGGCUGCAUUUUGAAAGUAAAAAGAAUCAUGAAACUGCAUGUGACACCUUAAGUAGGCAAUUUAGUAGUCUUAUAAAGGCUGUAUUUAGCUGCCAACAUAAUGUUUUAAUUCUUACAGCAAUCAGUUAAUAUGCAUGCUUGUUCAAGAAAUAUAUAUAUUUGGAUUCAAAAUGGAAUACAUCAAUGGUUUUAAUUUUUUUAACUUAGUGAUUUAAAGUGUGGUUUAUUAUUUUACUGCCUUGAUUUAAAUCAGUUCACCUUGUCUUCCUUACACUUGUAUGAAGCUGUCACUAAAUCAUAGAUAGUACUUUAGUAGUAGCUAUGAGGUAGUACUUAAGGAGGAGUAGCUCCCAUUGUUUCACAGAAAAAAUUGCCCAUACACAGCCUGAGAGUUAGUUUCCUUUUCCUAUUGCUAGCUGUGGUGGGAAAGAGCACUGCAGAAGCCAAAUCCAGACACUUUCUGAAAUAUAUGUACAAAACCACCAGAACUUCAUCUGAGUAAUGAACAAAUAAGGGAGCGGUUUUGUUGUACUAGUGUCCUGUGCUUCCUAGGUAUACAUGCCAUACAAGAGCUGGAGCUAUCCCAGUUUAUCUUCUCAAAAACCCUUUCAGGUGGGUGGGGUGGGAGAGUGCAUGAAUAUGACUAGUCCAAGAUCACCCAGUAAGCUUAAAUCCCUGAUUUGGAGAUUUCAGUUCUGGUUGCCCUGAUCCACUGUACUAAUUUUCUGGAACUGUGCCCAAGAGAGUCAUACAAACUACUCCAAUAACUAAAAUAAAGAAUGCUGGUUUAAAUAUAA